This is a messenger RNA of Sphaerodactylus townsendi, 2737 nucleotides long. It is a transcript of the gene TBXAS1, whose product is annotated as thromboxane A synthase 1. The record is from RefSeq and is a predicted model, not a curated record. NCBI's taxonomy places the organism in Eukaryota, Metazoa, Chordata, Lepidosauria, Squamata, Sphaerodactylidae. The transcript has 14 exons. The coding region runs from base 321 to 1919 and encodes 532 amino acids. Gene Ontology annotation, molecular function: heme binding; iron ion binding; steroid hydroxylase activity.
ACGAAGCAUGCUGGGAAUAGUAGUUCCAUUGUAUAUCUUCUGCUUUCUUAGCCUCAGGUUAGGGCGAGUUUCAAAACACCUGUCCUUCACUAGGGAAGCAGUUCCUUCUUUUUAAAGAAAUCCACAUUCUUUGCCACUCCUUUUCAGCGUGCAAGCAAUGCACUAACUUCCGAGGAGCAGCUAACCAGGAACUUGUGGACAAAGCAUGCUAGAGCUUUAAGAUCUUCAUCUGAGUUAACAGUGGAAGCCUUUCAUCUUCUAACCAAAUAGACGUCUCCUCUUUUGAUCUGUCUACCAGUCAAUUACAGAAGUCAAAGAAAAUGGGUCUUCUGGAUGUUUGGAGAUUUAGCUUUGUAGAAAUGAGUAGUACAGCCACCACAGCGACCUUCAUCAUGAUCCUCUUGAUUCUACUGUGUUGGUACUCGACCUCUGCAUUUUCCAAGCUAGAGAAGGUGGGCAUUCGUCAUCCUCCGCCUCUGCCUUUCAUUGGAAACCUGCUAUUCUUUCGUGAGGGCUAUUGGGAAAACCACAACAAAUUGAUAAAUGACUAUGGACCUGCCUGUGGGUACUACAUUGGUCGUCGGGCAUUUAUGGUGGUUUCCGAGCCAGAUAUGAUUGAGCGUAUCUUAGUGGAAGACUUCAGAAACUUUACGAACAGAAUGACUCCAGCCGUAACAUCUAAGCCGCUUGCAGACAGCAUUCUCACCCUGCGCGACGAGAGAUGGAAAGAGGUUCGAAGCCUAUUGACCCCAGCCUUCAGUGCUACCAAGAUGAAAGAGAUGACUCCACUAAUCAACCAGGCAUGCGACACCCUGCUGAGUCACUUAAAGGCCUAUGCAGAUUCUGGAGCCGCUUUUGACAUCCAAAGGAAUUAUUCCUCCUUCACCCUGGAUGUUGUCGCUAGUUUGGCCUUUGGUAUUGAUGUGGAUUCCCAGAAGAACUCUAGUGACAGCUUUGUUCAGAACAGCAGAAGGUUUUUUGAACGUUCAAUGUUUAAACCCCUCUUAAUUCUAACCAUCAUGUUUCCGUUCAUAAUGAUUCCCCUGAUUCGGAUUUUUCCAAACAAGAAGCAAAAUGAGGUGAAUGGAUUUUUUAUCAGUGCCAUUAAGAGUAUGAUUGCCUCGAGAGACCAGCAAGAUGCAAACGAGAGACGUAGGGACUUCCUCCAGCUGAUGCUUGAUGCCCGGCACCCUGCCAGUGACACCAGCAUGGAACAUUUUUACACUGUCAGCCAAGUUCUGGAGGAAAGCAAGACAGCUGCUAACAAAGGACUUCUGAAGAAGCAGCUCAAAGCGUUGAGUAAUGACGAGAUAGCCGGUCAGGCCUUCUUGUUCCUGAUUGCUGGUUACGAAACCACCAACAGCACCCUCUCUUUUGCCACGUACCUGCUAGCCACGAAUCCUGAGUGCCAGGAGAAGCUGCUCCGUGAGGUCGAUGAAUUCUUCGCAAAGCACGAUGUUCCUGACUACCAAAACAUCCAUGAACUCAUCUACCUGGAUAUGGUGAUAGCAGAGACUCUACGCAUGUAUCCACCCGCAUUCAGGUUCACCCGUGAAGCAUCAAAAGACUGCGUUAUUUUGAAACAACAUGUACCUGCUGGUUUUAUAGUAGAAAUUGCUGCUGGGCACCUCCAUUACAAUCCAAAGAUCUGGCCAGAACCUGAGAAGUUUAUUCCUGAGAGGUUUACAGCAGAGGCCAAGCGGCAGCGCCACCCCUUCUCCUAUCUCCCUUUUGGGGCAGGUCCUCGGGGCUGCAUCGGGGUGAAGCUGGCUUUGAAGGAGAUCAAGAUAACAUUGCUAAGAAUGUUGCAGAAGUUCAGGUUUCAAACUUGCCCUGAGACUCAGAUUCCUUUGCAGCUGAAAUCUCAAGCUACCCUAGGACCAAAGAACGGAGUCUACAUUAAGAUAACUUCUCGAUAGAGCAGAAUCUGACUUGUAUGCAUCUUCCAAGGAGAUGUCAGCUUGCUGGGUGAUACAUUGCCUCUGUAUUUUGAAACUACAUUGGAACAGCCUUUUCUUUUCCAUCUGCCUCAAUAAGAAGCAAAAGUGUCUUAAACGAUAGUUAGACAAGUAUGUUGGAAUGUACCAUUUCAAAAAAUCUAGGGAGGUUAGCUUCAAGAUGGAUGCGUCUGACUUUGGGGGAGCUGGCAGGCAAGGAAUCUGUGUUUCAUUCUAAACCAGUGGUUCUCAACCUGUGGGUCAGGACCCCUUUGGGGGUCGAAUGACCCUUUCACAGGGGUUGCCUAAGACUCUGUGCAUCAGUGUUCUCCAUCUGUAAAAUGGAUAAAUGUUAGGGUUGGGGGUCACCACAACAUGAGGAACUGUAUUAAAGGGUCGCGGCAUUAGGAAGGUUGAGAACCACUGUUCUAAACCCUGUCACUGACUUUGCAAAGGAAUGCAUGGAGACUGUAAUUCUUUUUCCACUUUUAAUGGAAUUAGAGGUUGGACAUGACCAAGUAGUUUUUGAGAGCACUUAUCCUUUGAACCUUUGUAGCCUCUGAUUUGUUCUUUGGCAGCUACAUCACCUCAUUUGCUAUCAGAGUCACAGCAUUUCAUGCCUUAUUGCUAAAUAAACAGUUUUGGAUCACUGUAAAGAUACACAUUCUGCAAAAAAUAUUAACUGUUCAAUGGAGACAGUUUCAGUUAGAUCAGUGAGAACUAUCCAUCUUGACUUUUAGUGAGAAAGGUAGACUAUGUAUAAAGCAAAUAAAAAAUAAAAUAUAUCUGAAUAAAUGUGA